Drosophila kikkawai is the source of this 785-nucleotide messenger RNA. RefSeq names its product intermembrane lipid transfer protein vps13B. The record is from RefSeq and is a predicted model, not a curated record. NCBI's taxonomy places the organism in Eukaryota, Metazoa, Arthropoda, Insecta, Diptera, Drosophilidae.
CGUCAACUCAUGGUGGGCUAUAAAAGUGCCGGGCAGCUGGACAGCGUCACACAAUCGCCACCAUCCUCAAGCCGUAAGCAAUGAUCAACGCAAUUUUGGUGCUCUGUCUCCUGUUGGGCAGCUGGACUCAGGCAGCCCAGGUGGUCAAGGAGAAGGAUCUGGCCGAACAGCAGGAUCUUCCUCGCUUGGCUGGCAUCUAUGUGAAGGAUGGCAACGAGAAUGGGCAGCUAAGAUUCCUUGGCUCAGGACUCACCAGCAGCAGCAGCACCAACACCAACAGCGGCCUCAACUCGGCCAUCAAUCAGUACAUAACCAAUAAGCAGGACAUACUGGAGCAACUGCGUCCCACGGGCACAUCAUCAGUUACUGGUACUGGAUUAGUGACUGGAACAACUACUGGAACUACUGGAACUUUGGGAACUACAACUGGAUCUGGUGUGGUGACCACCACCUCGAACGGUGCCAUCUAUGUGAAUCUUGGCAACUCGGGCUCAUCAUCCUCGAGCUCCUCAUCAUCGUCCACGUCGGCCACCAAUUCGGCCAUCAAUCAGGCCAUCUACGGUUCCUCGCCUAUAGGUGAUCUGUUGCCACAGAUCGUGGGCCAGGCUGUGGCCGGACGUAGGCGUCCGGUUAACAGGAGGCGUGUGCCUGCCGGCAAUAGGCGUAGGGUUAACAAGAGGCGUGGCGCCGUUAACAACAACCAGAUCCAGCGACGUCGGCGACGUGGCAACAACAGGGGCAAGAACAAGGCACAGGUGAUGGUUGUGCGUCCGAAUCGCGGUUGA